AUGGCCAAGUGGCUGCGCGACUAUCUGACCUUCGGUGGUCGGAGGCCCCCUCCGCAGCCACCCACCCCGGACUACUCCGAGAGCGACAUCCUCAGAGCUUACCGCGAGCAGAAGAAUCUGGACUUUGAGGACCCCUAUGAGGACGCGGACAGCCGCCUGGAGCCUGACCCUGCGUGCCCCGGCGACGCCAAGGGCGCUGGAGAUGCCAAGUAUGACUCUCCUAAACAUCGACUCAUCAAGGUGGAGGCAGCUGACAUGGCCAGAGCCAAGGUCUUGCUGGGCAGUCCAGGGGAAGAGCUGGGAGUGGAUGCUGAGUACUCGGACCCCUUUGAUGCUCAGCCACAUGCACCACCCGCCGAUGACAGCUACAUGGAGCCCUACGAUGCCCAACGGGUCGUGAGUGAACCACCAUGCAAGGGCGUGCAGCUGUAUGACACUCCCUAUGAGGAGCAGGACCAGGAGCCAGGGGCGGACGCUCCUUCGGGGCGGAGGCCGCGACAGAGUCGGCUGCCCCAGGAGGAUGAACGCCCGGCAGAUGAAUAUGACCAGCCCUGGGAGUGGAAGAAAGAUCACAUCUCCAAGGCAUUUGCAGUGCAGUUCGACAGUCCCGAGUGGGAAAGGACGGCUGGCCCAGCCAGGGAGCUCCGGAGACCCCCGCCCCGGAGCCCCCAGCCCGCAGAGCGCGUAGACCCAGCGCUGCCCCUGGAGAAACAGCCGUGGUUUCACGGACCCCUGAAUCGGGCGGAUGCGGAGAACCUCCUGUCGCUCUGCAAGGAAGGCAGCUACCUGGUGAGGCUCAGCGAGACCAGCCCCCAGGACUGUUCCCUAUCCCUCAGGAGCAGCCAGGGAUUUCUGCAUCUGAAGUUCACCCGGACUCGAGAAAACCAGUUGGUGCUAGGCCAGCACAGCGGCCCCUUCGCCAGUGUGCCCGAGCUGGUCCUCCACUACAGCUCACGCCCGCUGCCGGUGCAGGGCGCUGAGCACCUGGCCCUGCUGUACCCAGUGACCUCGCAGACGCCCUGAGCGGGAGACUGCUUCCUGCCCUGUGUCCUGGCCCCCAGUGAACCCUGGAGGUCUUUCCAGUCCUGGGAGAGGCUGGGGGGAAAGUCUUGUGCCCUCCGGGGUCCAGGCCUUCAUCGGGGCCGCCUUCUCCCGCUCCCUCUGUGGUCCCCAAUCAUGUCUCAAAGCCCUCUCUGGCCAGGAAAAUAAAUAACUU
Molecule: messenger RNA, 1216 nt
Organism: Condylura cristata (star-nosed mole)
Lineage: Eukaryota; Metazoa; Chordata; Mammalia; Eulipotyphla; Talpidae
Gene: SHD
Product: Src homology 2 domain containing transforming protein D
Exons: 6
Coding region: 1-1023 (340 amino acids)
Molecular function (GO): phosphotyrosine residue binding
Source: RefSeq, a predicted model, not a curated record